This is a messenger RNA of Fusarium vanettenii 77-13-4, 2340 nucleotides long. RefSeq lists its product as uncharacterized. NCBI's taxonomy places the organism in Eukaryota, Fungi, Ascomycota, Sordariomycetes, Hypocreales, Nectriaceae. Gene Ontology annotation, molecular function: L-amino acid transmembrane transporter activity. The coding region runs from base 1 to 2340 and encodes 779 amino acids. The transcript has 5 exons. The record is from RefSeq and is a predicted model, not a curated record. Gene Ontology annotation, cellular component: membrane. Gene Ontology annotation, biological process: amino acid transmembrane transport.
AUGGAUGCCACACAGCCUGGCGAGCAUAGCGGCCGCUCCCCUCAGCCUCCAAACGAGGACAACCCCAAUGAUGGAGCUCUCCUACGGGGGUUGAGAGGUAUGCCAAUCGACAAAAACAGCUUCGUCACUGAGGCUCCAACGGAGCCCUUUCGCCUUACUUACAUCGACGUCAUGUGCCUAGUGAUAAACCGAAUGAUAGCAGGGACCGGAAUCUUCGAUAGCCCAAUGACGGUGAUGCUGGGUGUCCGGAGCCCGGGCAUCGCAAUCCUCUUCUGGCUCUGCGGCUGCAUCUAUGCUCUGGCCGGAGCUCACGUCUACGUCGAGUAUGGGCUGAACGUACCGCGAUAUGUCAUCGACGGCGUCGAGCAGUCGGUCCCGCGAUCGGGAGGCGACCUCCAUUAUCUCCAAUACGUUUUCCCAUGGCCGCGAUACAAGAAGGGAAUAGUGAUGCUCAGCGGUGUCCUGUAUGGCAUCAGCUUCAUUUGCAUUGGAAACAUGGCCGGCAAUUGUAUCAAUUGCGCGCUGCGUCUCGUGGAGGCUGCGAAUCCAGCAAAGGACGUUGGUAAGCUCAACGAAGGCAUGAUUCGCGGCAUCGCCAUCGUCAUUGCGAUAUUUCCAUGCUUGAUUCACGCCUUCUCUCGUCGUGGUGGCAUCCUGCUCAACAAUCUCCUUGCCUUUAUAAAGGUCUUGAUGCUGAUUUUCAUGAUCAUUGCCACUUGGGCGGUUGCUGGUGGGCCGUCGGGGGUGAGAGGGAUCCCAGAGAUCGACAUGAGCAACUCAACUAGUACAACAAACUCUUCGAACGGGGGAACUAGUACAACAAACUCCUCGAGCGGGGGCAAGGCCUAUGCACAGGCAUUCCUAUCUAUAAUCUUUGCCUUUUCAGGGUUCGACCAGCCAAAUUAUGUUCUGGGAGAGAUCAAGCACCCGCGGAAGACUUAUCCUCGAUCCAUGUGGUGGGGUGUUGGCUUGGUGUCGGCAUUGUAUAUGGCCGUCAACAUCUGCUAUAAUAACAACGUAGCACAGGCGUUUUUCUACAUCAUCUUCGACGCUGAUCCCGAAGGCCCGAAGGGCUACGAAAUCAAGCGCGCCGUCAACGCAUUCCUAGCCAUCUCAUCAUUCGGUAAUAUUGUCGUCAUGACAUACACGGCGGCACGAAUGAAGCAAGAGAUUGCCAAGCAGGGCUUUCUCCCUUUGACGAGCUUUUUCGCGAGUAACAGAGACGUCAGUCUUGGCAAGUUCCUCAUGUGGCUUGAAGGAGGAGAGCGCAAAACGAAGAACCAGCACACGGGGAACGGGCAUCAGGGCGUCCUUGAGCCUCAAGGGUAUGAUACACAGAAGGUCGCUGGUAAUCGGAAACCACGCGGCCGCUUCUUCAAGUUUCUCAACCCUUCCAACCACCGAGAGAAGACGCCUGUCGGCGCCCUCGUCCUCCACUUUGCCAGCUGCAUCGUCCUCAUCCUGGCCACGCUCAACACCACGGCAAGCAAUGCCUACUCGGUUCUUUCUGGGCUUAUUGCUUAUUUGACAUCGGCAUGGUUCGGCAUCUUCCUUGCCCUCGGCAUCCUGAUUCUGCAUUUCCGCGGUCCCCCGACAACGCAACCAGCCCUGACGCGUCGAUACAAUAAAGUCCCGAAUCAGGAGCCCGUGCAGAGAACUUGGGCCCAGAUGACUCGGGGGUCGGUGAAUCCGAAGUUGAGUAUCUCUUGCGGUUGCCUCUAUCUCGUUGGGAAUAUCUACCCAAUCAUCACGGGCUGGAUCCCGCCAUCAAAGCGCUACCAGACAUCACUCGCCUGGUGGGCGGUGCCGGUCAUUUCGUGGUGCGUACUGGCAUUCUCGACCCUUUGGUUCCUGGGCUUCAUAGGUGUGGCCAAAUAUAAGUCCCAGACCGGCCUAAGCAAGUUCGUCUACCUGUGUGAGCCUGAAUUCGAUCCGGAUGAGAACUCUGAAUACCGGCAAAGGUCUGGUAGCGGCAGUGAUCUGCCCGCUGGUGAGGCUGCUGUUAGGAGCCAUCACGGGGGGCUUGUUCUAUCUCACGAAACCAUCUACACAGGGUGGGAAGGCAUUGAGACGGAGCAAAUGUUCAGCGACGGGGCCGAGAUGACACAUUGUGUCGUACCCCUAGCCCAGCCGGUGCUAGUGAACGGAAGUGGGAUUCGGCGGCCAGCUGAUCCGCCACUCGAUUUGUAUGAGGACACGGACUUUCCGGAAUUCUCACAGAGCGGGGCUCCAGUUCAGGAAUCGGAACCCGUGUCUCAUCCGCUGUCUGCCCCGGUGCAGAAUCAUCAAAAUGGGUCGGAACAGGGUCUGACAGAGGCCUCUAGGAACACCUCAGGCUAA